Baudoinia panamericana UAMH 10762 is the source of this 2031-nucleotide messenger RNA. RefSeq lists its product as uncharacterized. The record is from RefSeq and is a predicted model, not a curated record. Gene Ontology annotation, biological process: regulation of DNA-templated transcription. The transcript has 3 exons. Gene Ontology annotation, molecular function: zinc ion binding; DNA-binding transcription factor activity, RNA polymerase II-specific. NCBI's taxonomy places the organism in Eukaryota, Fungi, Ascomycota, Dothideomycetes, Mycosphaerellales, Teratosphaeriaceae. The coding region runs from base 1 to 2031 and encodes 676 amino acids.
AUGAACCUGCAGACCUCGGGUCUCGACCUUGAAUACCAGAGCUUGCUUCCGAUCGAUUGGCAAUUUCAACUGCAACAAGCGCAGCAGCAACAGCAGUAUGUUCAGCAGAGCAAUGCGCUGCACUUGAAUGCGUUCGAUCAGGCAACCUUCGGUGGCCAUCUGCAGACUUCGCCAGUGGACUUCAUGCCCGCCAGCGCGGCGGAGAGCUACGCUGCUAUGCUCAACCAGACAGCCACAGAGUCGGUCCACUCGAGCGUACCUGGUGGCUCACCUACCGGCACCGCGUUGGAGGUACAGUCUGUGUCCGACAACGAGUGGUCGCUCGUCAACUUCAAGCCCAACAGACAAUCCAUAGACUCGUUCACAGGUACUGUGUCGAAUCCCAGCCAGAACCUGCACAUCCGGACUAGUUCUGAAGCGUCGGCGUCCGAUGGCCCGAGCUCAGCUGAACUCUCCGGCAGCUAUGAAGAGAUACCGCCGUGGCCGCUUAGCUCACCGCAUGACUUCCACGGCAGUGAGUGGCUCGACGCUCAAUAUGUUCAGCAUGCUCAUGGUCUUCCCACCAGCACCCAGAAGCAGACUUCACCAUCUUCGUCGCUGGCUGUCAGCCCCACAGGAGGCAUGUCCGGUUACCGUUCAUCUGGCUCAUCGUCCAACUCACCCACGUCAUCCGGCCCCUUGUCGCCACCCAUCCGGCGCCGCAAGUCGCCUGUCGAAGGCAAAACCACCAAGGCCGUCAUCAAGAAGGUGCCGACUUCCUCACGCAAGGAUGCCAGUGGCGAGAAGAAGGUUGGCCGAAGAAAGGGUCCCCUCAGACCUGAUCAACGGCAGCAAGCCCACGAGAUCCGCAAACUACGUGCCUGCUUACGAUGCAAGUUCUUGAAGAAGACUUGCGACAAGGGCGAGCCUUGCGGUGGCUGCCGUCCCAGUCAUGCCCGGCUUUGGCAGGUACCGUGCACGCGCAUGGACAUCAAAGACAUCGGCUACUUCAUGAAGGACUGGAAGGCCGACUACGAGCGCCACGUUAGCCUUGGUUUCUCCGUUGGCAACAUAAAGGGCUUUAGUAUGGUGGAACGCACACUUUACAUCACUCACGGUUAUGGUCACUACCUCCCCAUCAACGCCCGCGAGGUUUUCGUGCGCGACGAGAAGUGCUUCGGCGUGGAUUGGUCCGAGUCUGUACCUUCGCAGACCUUCGAGAUCAAUACCGCACGCAUGUCUGCCGGUAUUGAGGGUGUCAGCACUACCUUGCUCUCAGAGUACCUCGAUCGCCACCUUGAGAGCGGCUUCGAAUCAUUCGUGGACGAGUACUUCGACGGCACCAAAUUCGUCACUGAGAUCCUGAAGACGGCCUACCGCUACUACAUGCGCGAAAAGACUCCGUCCGUGCGUAAGGCAUUGAAGCUUGUGCUCGCCUACAACCUCACCAUGUCUGUCACCCUCGUAGAAGGUCUCUCCGAGGAGGAGCAGUUUGGUGGCAAGAUCGAAGCCGAGACGUCUAGGUUCAACGGCAAGACUGCCGCGCCCGUCAUGAUCAACUUCCAAGUCAAAUGCGCACUGGCCGACAUGUGGCGUGAGCUGCAAAAGGACAUCUUGGAGGAGCUAUCGUCGCUGUACAGCUCCGUUUACUCUGGUGAGAAGCUCAAGAACUGGCCUACCAUCUUCAUGCUUGCUGCGAUACUGCUCGCCAUUUGGGAGGAGAUGCAGUUUGACUGCCAUUACCGUGUACCCGACGAGAAGGCGGUCAACAAGUUCUGCGAGGAGAUGGAGAGAACGCCGGUUGGUGUCAUUGUAGGCUUGUUCCAAGCCAUCUCUACCAAGCUGCCGGGCCUACAAGAGUGGGACACCCGGAAGCAUCAUCACCUGCUCGGUUCCAACCCGGCGGUGUGUGAUGCUUUGACCGAAGUUCGUGAACAUGUUGGCAAAUAUGAACAAUAUCUCAAAGAGCGCUCAGCUGCCAAGUUCGACCGCAACGACUUCGACUGCCUGAGCAACAAGUUCUUGAGCAAGCUGGUCAUCCGUGCGAACUAG